AAACCGCACCUCCACACUUUAGGAAGUUAUGUUUUAAGCGAAGCGGACCGUCUCUUUUCAGUUUCUAACCAUAUUAGUUUCAUUCUUGGCUCAGAGAAGCUGGACUUGUUUCCGGAGCAACUGAAUCUCCUCUACAUCAACCUGCCUUCUAACAAUAUUUUUUUAUUCUUCGAUCAGGUCAUCCAAGUUCUUCAAUUCAUAUUGAUUGUUUCGAAUCUUUCCCUUUUCUUUGGCUAGAGUUGAAUUUUUGAAAUUUCAUUUCCAUGAUUCCAUCUUGUAAGGCAUAAGGAAAAAAGAGGAACAAGAUGAGCAUUGUGCCGAAGGAAACGAUUGAGGUCAUAGCCCAAAGUGUAGGGAUCAAUAACCUCUCUGUAGAUGCUACACUUACUCUUGCUCCUGAUGUGGAAUACCGAAUGCGUGAACUUAUGCAGGAAGCUAUCAAAUGUAUGCGUCAUUCAAGGAGAACUGUUUUGACAACAGAUGAUGUGGAAACUGCAUUAAGCAUUAGAAAUGUUGAGCCAGUUUAUGGCUUUGCGUCUGGAGAUCCUUUAAGGUUUAAAAGAGCUGUAGGACACAUGGAUUUAUUUUACGCUGAGGAUAAGGAUGUGGACUUCAAAGAUAUAAUUGAAGCUCCUUUACCAAAAGCACCACUUGAUACAUCAAUAAUGUGCCAUUGGCUAGCAAUAGAAGGGGUGCAACCUGCAAUUCCAGAAAAUGCUCCUGUUGAAGUACUUUCUGUUCCCAAUGGAAAAAGGUCCGAAAGUAAGGGUGAUGGUCUACCCAUUGACAUCAAAGUACCAGUCAAACAUGUACUAUCUAGAGAGCUUCAGCUAUACUUUGACAAGAUCACAGAGCUUGCUAUCAGAGGUUCUGAAACUGUUCUUUUCAAAGAGGCAUUGGUCAGUUUAGCAACCGAUGCAGGGCUUCAUCAAUUAGUUCCAUAUUUCACAUGUUUCAUAGCUAGUGAGGUUCCUCGUGGUCUAGGGGAUUUUUGUCUGUUAUUUGCUUUGAUGCGCCUUGUGCAAAGUCUGCUGAAAAAUCCCCACAUACAAAUUGAGCCUUAUCUGCACCAGCUGAUGCCUUCUGUUGUGAGCUGUUUAGUCACAAGAAGAGUGGGCAACAGAUUGGCUGACGACCAUUGGCAGCUGAGGGAUUUCACAGCAAAUCUAGUUGCUUCAAUUUGCAAAAGAUUCGGGCACGCAUACAGCAAUCUCCAGCCACGUAUAACAAGAACUCUAGUAAAUGCGUUUCUGGAUCCCAAACGAGCCAUCACUCAACACUAUGGUGCAAUUCAAGGAUUGGCUGCCCUUGGACCCAGUGUGGUGCGCCAUUUUAUUUUUCCAAAUCUUGUGCCAUAUAUGGAGCUUCUUGAACCUGAAAUGCGUCUUGAGAGUCAAAACAAUGAAAUGAAGAGGCAUGAGGCCUGGAGAGUUUAUGGAGCAUUGUUGCAUGCAGCUGGGAAAUGCAUUUAUAUUACACUUAAGUGCUUCCCUACCAUGCCAUCACCAGAGUCUCAUGAAAUUUGGGGUAGAAAUAAAAGAGUGAUGACAUUGGCACUAGGUAAACGUAAGGUAAGUGUGGAACACAGAGAGGAGCAACCACCUCUCAAAAGAGUAGCCACUGAUGGCCCUUUGUUGGACAAUUCUACACCUUCUGUCAGAGAAAAUGAGGUAGAAAUACCCGCAGCUAAUAGCAGUGACCCUGAUUUAGCCGCAACUUCCGAGAGGAUGACAGCAUCCCAGAAACAAGAGAGCAAAAAUGACAUAGAUCAGAUUGACAAACAGUAUCGAAAGUCGGAAGCUAUCCUGAAUCAGGUUUGGAAGGACGACUUGAACUCUGGGAAAGUUCUUGUAUUGAUGCUUGAGCUAUUCGGUGAGAGUAUGUUCCCCUUCAUUCCUACUCCUGAGUUAUCAUUAUUUUUAUGACAUUUGUAGAACCUUAUGUUCCCAUGUACAUAGUCAUGAUAUUUAGUUGCUGAAACGAGUAGACAUUCUAACUUAUCUCAGGAGCUUCUAUUAGAGCUGGACUAUGUUCCUGUAUUAUUGUGGGCUUUCUGGUCUGAUAAAACUAAUGUGUUUUAUGGGAGGAAUAUUUAUAUUUAUUUUCAAUCAAA
Amaranthus tricolor (Joseph's coat) is the source of this 2113-nucleotide messenger RNA. RefSeq names its product transcription initiation factor TFIID subunit 6. Gene Ontology annotation, biological process: RNA polymerase II preinitiation complex assembly; transcription initiation at RNA polymerase II promoter. The record is from RefSeq and is a predicted model, not a curated record. Gene Ontology annotation, cellular component: SAGA complex; SLIK (SAGA-like) complex; transcription factor TFIID complex. Gene Ontology annotation, molecular function: RNA polymerase II general transcription initiation factor activity; transcription coactivator activity; protein heterodimerization activity. Lineage: Eukaryota; Viridiplantae; Streptophyta; Magnoliopsida; Caryophyllales; Amaranthaceae. Bases 306 to 1925 code for a protein of 539 amino acids. The transcript has 13 exons.